Messenger RNA from Micropterus dolomieu (smallmouth bass), 1134 nucleotides. Its product is annotated as histone H4-like. Gene Ontology annotation, biological process: nucleosome assembly. The transcript is spliced from 2 exons. Gene Ontology annotation, cellular component: nucleosome. Gene Ontology annotation, molecular function: DNA binding; protein heterodimerization activity; structural constituent of chromatin. The annotation marks the transcript as partial. The record is from RefSeq and is a predicted model, not a curated record. Lineage: Eukaryota; Metazoa; Chordata; Actinopteri; Centrarchiformes; Centrarchidae.
GGAGGCGCUAAGCGUCACCGUAAAGUGCUCCGUGAUAACAUCCAGGGAAUCACCAAACCCGCCAUCCGCCGUCUGGCUCGCCGCGGCGGAGUGAAGCGGAUCUCCGGUCUGAUCUACGAGGAGACCCGCGGGGUGCUCAAGGUCUUCCUGGAGAACGUGAUCCGCGACGCCGUCACCUACACCGAGCACGCCAAGAGGAAGACCGUCACCGCCAUGGACGUGGUGUACGCUCUGAAGAGGCAGGGCCGCACCCUGUACGGCUUCGGAGGCUAGACCCGGUCCAGACCCGCUGAAACACAAAGGCCCUUUUAAGGGCCACACAUCUCAUCUAAAGUCUGUCCUGGUGUGAGCUGUUAAACUGAAACAUGUUACUGCAGGUUAAAUCUGGCUUCUCAAGAUGUUCCACAAAGUGGGGAUGAAAAUACCAAAGUCUUAAAUGGAAAGAAGAAACAAAAAGCUAAAUGAGUUCAACUCUUUAUGGAAACACUGGGUGAACACUGCAGACCUCCCACCAUCAACACUGCAGACCUCCCACCAUCAUCACUGCAGACCUCCCACCAUCAUCACCGCAGACCUCCCACCACCAUCACUGCAGACCUCCCACCACCAUCACUGCAGACCUCCCACCAUCAACACUGCAGACCUCCCACCAUCAACACUGCAGACCUCCCACCACCAUCAACACUGCAGACCUCCCACCACCAUCACCGCAGACCUCCCACCACCAUCACCGCAGACCUCCCACCACCAUCACUGCAGACCUCCCACCAUCAUCACUGCAGACCUCCCACCACCAUCACUGCAGACCUCCCACCAUCAACACUGCAGACCUCCCACCAUCAUCACUGCAGACCUCCCACCAUCAUCACUGCAGACCUCCCACCAUCAUCACUGCAGACCUCCCACCAUCAUCACUGCAGACCUCCCACCAUCAUCACUGCAGACCUCCCACCAUCAUCACUGCAGCAGCGACGUGUUUAAUAUUGACUCAGCGAGCUGUUCUUGGACACUGUUUUAAAUUACAUCAGUUUACAACCACUUUAUUUAAUUAUAGUACAGUUACACCUCUUACUGUUAAUGACACGCAUCUACACACAAAGCAAUUCAAUGGUAAAUUAAAAUGUUUAUUUUUGA